Molecule: messenger RNA, 2853 nt
Organism: Symsagittifera roscoffensis
Lineage: Eukaryota; Metazoa; Xenacoelomorpha; Acoela; Convolutidae
Product: stromal membrane-associated protein 1-like
Exons: 5
Coding region: 6-1709 (567 amino acids)
Cellular component (GO): cytoplasm
Molecular function (GO): metal ion binding; GTPase activator activity
Source: RefSeq, a predicted model, not a curated record
CGCCAAUGUCGAAAGGGGCAAGCACUGCGGCGAACCAUCAAAAGAUUUUACUACAUCUAUUGAAUACGAUAGACGAAAAUAAAUACUGCUGCGAUUGUGACGCAAAGGGACCUAGAUGGGCGUCAUGGAACCUAGGAUUGUUCGUUUGCAUCAGAUGUUCCGGUAUUCAUCGGAGUUUAGGUGUUCACAUAUCAAAAGUAAAAAGUGUAAAUCUGGACAGCUGGACCGCGGAACAAAUCGAAUCUGUUUUAAGAAUGGGUAACAAAAAAGCGCGGGAAAUCUAUGAGGCCCAGCUGCCCCCUGGUCAUCGAAGACCCCAAGAAGAUUACGCUCUUGAACAAUUUAUCAGAAAUAAAUAUGACAAGAAAAUGUACGCCGAUAGCCAGCGUUUGAGAGAAACCAAUUUUGAAAAGAUCGACAUUGAAAAGUAUUUGGCAAGAAUAAAUGGAUCGCGACCGAAAUCCGCUACCAAGGGAUCAGGUCAGAUAGCUGCACCGCCAUCUAACAAUAAAUCCGUUUCUUCUCAGGAAGCGGCAAAAGCAGAAACUAAAUCGGGUACUUAUUCUACUCCAUCAAAACCGAAACAGAAUGUCGAUGAACUUCUGAAUUUUGGAUCGUCCCCGCCGAUCUCAGGUUCACAACAAGCGAGUAGUAGUUCACAAAUCUCUCAGGAGACAGUUGUUAAAGCAAACUCAACGCAACCUCAAUUUCCAGCAGCAGAAAACAAGUCCGAAGUUGCCAGUGCUGGGAACCCAGACUUAGCCGGCCUGAUUUUUGAGUCGAAUCCAGCGCCUUCAGAAGCUGGUGGAAUAUCGGGAGCAGAAUUGUUUGGAGGCAAUGGUGGUGACUUAUUUGGAAACUCGUCAUUUGGGAGCUCAUCUUCUGCGACCGAUAAAUCCGGCGGAAAGAAAACAACUCAAGACAUCAUGUCGCUUUAUGGAGCAUCGAAUACAGCUUCAUCAUUCAGCCCAGCGCCGACCAGUGGAGCUGUAAAUGUGAACAACCAGUUCGCAGCCCCUGCAUAUCAGUGGAAUCAGCCCAUAAACAGCCAGUCAAUGAACGCAUUCAAUCAUUCGCCUCUUCAGCAAAACCAGGCACAGUCGGUGGCUGCAAAUAUGUCACCAUUCCAGCUACAGUCGAUUCACAAUCCAAAUGGUGCUGCGUAUAGUACGCAAAAUACCACGGCUUCAUCAGGCAUGUACAUGCAGAACAGUCUCAACACGCAGUUCGGAAGCCUGAACUUCAACUCUGUGCCCAAUAUGACUACACAGACCCAACAUAGCUCAAUGGUGGGCAUGAACAACAUGAGUGGAAACAGUUUUGCACCUACGAGUACUGCAAACCCAUUUGCGACCUCAAACCCCGCCCAGCCCAAUGGUUCACAACAAUUCUCUCAGAUCAACUGGGCUCAACCGUUGACCUCCAAUUACAGUUACAAUAACUCAAAUACGAUCGGAAUGGGUAACACUUUGCACCAAUCAUUCAGUACUCCUCAGUUCAAUUCGACAGCCUCGCAAUUGAACAUGACGCCGCCUCAAGGAAGCAUUCCUCAACUUCAGCAGCAAAAUUACCAGUUCGCGAAUUCAGCGUUUGCCUCAAGAGGGUCUCAACAGCAGCCAAAUGGAUGGAGUGGUAAUAAUAAUGAUCAGUCAGCACCAUUUGCGUACAACCAAACCCAAAACCAACAGCAGUCGCUUUGGUUGAAAUGAAAUGGUCGGAACUGAAGGUUCUAAUUUUUUUAGCAGACUGUUUUUUUUUUAGCUGAAUCAAAACAAUUAAAAAGUCAGAAAUCUAACUACAAGCGGGGGCAUUUGUUAAUAGCGAAUGCUUGCUCCGCGUCGCCUAAAUUUGGCUGAAAUUCAUUUUCUGACAAGUUUGUCAUCGAUUAUGUGCAAAAAUAGUUUACCGAAUAGGGAUGUCUGACGAUUGGCCGGUCCCGUCAUCAUGAAAAUAUGCCCCAUAUCGCUCGCGUGAAACAAUUUCUGCCGGUAUUUAAGGUAAUUCUUUCUGAAAAUGAUUGUUUUGUUGACAAACCGUGAGAUAAUUGUCUUAAAUAGAGAAGCUCAACCCCAGGCUUAACGUCUUUCCAUGUUGUUGCUAAAAGGUUGGUCUGCUAAAAAACUGGACUAUGGACUGAAUUUGAAGAAUUAUAGUUAAUGCGCUCAUGUAGAAUCUACCUGAAAUUCCUUCACUAAAAUGAGUUAGAACGCUUAAUGAGAUUUAAUUAAACUUGAAUUAUUCGAUUCACAUUUUUGUAACCAGAAUUGAGUUUAAAAAAUUGUUCUGUGCUGGGGUUCAAAUGUCAUCAAUUUUGGAUUUGACAGAUAACAAGAAAUCGUCGUCUUCAUUUUUUUGCUCGAGAUUCAUAUCAUGCGUCCAUGUUAAUUGAAGCUCCAAUUUUGAUAUGUACUUGCAAAUAAUUACGUCAUAUUUGUAUGACAUUGCUAUAAUAUCAUGCAUAAAAUGCUCUUAACUGUGUAUAUUUAUCAUCAUCAGUAUAAGCCAGUGCUAGAAUGUGUAUAUUAAAAAUACGAAUCUUGCCGAUUUUCAAAGGUUCUGAUAUGGACCAUUACCCUAUCAUUUUUAGCAUUUCAAAUUGGUUGAUGUCAGCAAGGUUCAAAUGUAUGUUGUUUGGAUAUGAUUCUCGAUUUAAGAUCAGCUGUAGGUGGUGCGCUUCGGUGUAACGAGUUCCUUUAUUUAAUACUAAUCUCCGUUUUUAACUUAAAGAGAAUUUACCCAUUAAACCGUCGCUACUACUAUUCGCGAAAUGUGAACGGCAAUGAAUAAUAUUUGCUCUGAUGAAUUCAAGAUUGCUAAUUACGAGAUGAGUAUUUAAUUUAAGAUUUUCAGUUU